AAAAUAGGUUGCAUCCUUUACAUUUUAGCACUGAAUAAAGUGCUAAUAACAUGAUCAUAAUUAUUGUGGAAUAUGCAUUAAACUGUUCCCAUUGAAAUUCUACAAUGAAUUUCCAACAACUGAAUUUUUACCACGCCCUCGCUAAAGUGGAUUUGGGAGUUGGUGGUAGAACAAGCUAGCCUGGGUACCAGUCUCUUUACCUAAUCCACUCCCUGUACCCAUGUGAUGUGCCAGGGGACUGGUCUUAGUUUCUGCCAUCUUCAAAUAUAAACGUUAUAUCAUUAAUGAGCUCGAUGAGAACAGAGGAUUUGAUCCUGAUUCGAUCACUCACACAGCUAUCGUCCUAUCACAACGAUUAUGUAAAUAAUGAAACUCACUUUUUCUCCACAGAACAUGUUGCUAAAACCAGUCUGUCAAAAUUUGCUAGCUCACUUCUAAAUUCUCAAACUAAAUACAUACUGCAAUUCCAACCACAAAACGUCUUUAGUCUCAAAAUACAACAACGUGCCUAGCUAACAGCUAAAUGGUUGUUUUUGACUUUGUUAUAAAUUGCAAUUAUAUUUUCGAGGCUCCACAUGUUGUCAUGGAAAAUAUUCACGUUAUUUACAACAACCAAUGAGCAACUCCGCCGUAAAUCCAGCGCAAGGACGUUGAGAUUGCUGAAAGGUCAGUCUCUUUGGCAUUGACAAGGAAGUGAUAAGCAAUGUGAUAGGCAAUGUUAACACUUGUUUCCCAUGCCAAUAAAGCCCCUUGAAUUGAAUUGAAUUGAAGUGAUAAGGAGUGAAACGUUAGCUAAAGAGACUGGCAUUCAGACUAAGAACAUAUAGGCCUACUUCAAAAGAAACGCUAGGGGCCAACUGUCAAACACAGAGGCUAUGUAAUGCAUUUUCUGAGAAAUGCAAAGGAACAAAUCGAUAAGUUCCUGUAUGCUGCUACUGUACAAGAAAAUGCGGUGCCAAGCCAUUUCAUUGGGGCAUGGAGAGAAACUACCCCCCUCCCAUUUCACCCCAUUGAGCGUGAUCACAUUCCGAUUGUGUAUUUACAUGACAGGAGGUAAUGUAACCACACUGGUAAAUUGCCACUGGAUUUAAUUUAAUGAGGCGUACAUAAAAUGUAGGCGUACUGUUGUAACGAUGGACUUAACUGUGUUUUUCUUUCUGAUAGAAUCUAAUAGAAGACUAUGCCAUUAGACGAUUUGCGUACAUAGUGUAACGACCCUGGGUUUGUAAGCGCGGAAAUCGAUUCUGCCGCACGAACAUGCUUUUGCGGCACAGUCGAUAGCGCGCCGGACCUCGGGCUAGAAGGUCGAGGGUUCGAGACCUGCUCCCUGCUGUUUCAUUACAAUACAUUUUACUUAUGGGUGGUCCAUUUUGCCAUGAACCCAACUGAGCUACAAAGGACUUAGUGUAUUGUUGAGGAAAAGCGUGCAAGUGAGCAUUUCACUGCACUGUUUACACCUGCUGUAUCCUGUGUACUUGACAUAUACACUUUGAUUGAUGGUGGCGAUAGACGAUUCAGUUGAAGUUAAACAAUUCUGUAGACAUAAAAAAAAAAAAUUGUAUCUGUAAAUAAUCAAACAUUAUAUAGGCCUAUGUAUGUAUCUAUAAAUAAACUAAUGGAUUUAAAUACUUUACAUCGAAAAUGUUGAAAGACGCCAUGAGCGAACUCGUGCUUCAGUGAAUGGAAUCAAUAUUUCCCUGACAUUCUUUUGUAAUGAACUACAUAACUACAGUGCGCAAUAUUGCGUGAGUUGUUUACAUUUGAAACGCGCACCGCUCAUUUUAGCCUCAUUUACCCAGAGAUUGGAACAAAUUAGACAUUAGACAUUUCACCCCAGAAAGCUAUUGAGAAAACAUUUCAGGCAAGUGGACAGAGAUAAAACCAGGGAUUCAGGCAUUAGACCCCAUUCUGUAAACAACAAUAUCCUGCACAGAACAUGUGUUUCUGAACACUGUGAUCUGAAUAGCAACAUCAGAUUCACAUUCUAACAAAUGCAAAAUUAUAAGAUGUAGGCAAUUGAUUAUUUAGACAAUAAAAGUAGUCACUAUUUUUGACUGCAAACUCAAAAUGAUUUGUUAUAUUUCAUUCCCUCAGAUAUUAAUUAUUGUAAGUUAUAGUACCUAUUCUGAACACAAACUAGGAAUGGACAUUCACUCCCCUCUUCGCUCCCCUUUGAGCAUGCCUGAUAUAAAGAAAGGUAAGCCAACAUUUAAACAGAUGUUAGUUUUUCUAUAUAUAAGCUUUAUUUGUCGACAUGUUAUGAUACCAUUUAUGUUCUUUCAGUGAAGAUAAGUUCUCCCAAACACACUCCUGAUGCUGAAUACCUCUUAAGGAGAAGGCGUGGAAUGGCAGAAAGUCUCGAGGAGACUGCAAAGCCAACAUUGGAUACAGUCUGGCUGAAAUCAAGAAAUAGUACAGAUGACGACAGAAAAGCUAACAACCCGUUUGUGCUUCCAAUGGAUCGUAACAUCUUCAAAAAGAGAGAGAUGGACUCUGUAAUCAAACAACAAGAGAAGAAGUUCUUCAGCAGCCUGCCGACCCAGAUGAAGAGUACCUACCUGUCCCGACUCAGGUGCCGCUCCGCCCCUAUGAGGAGUGCUGUGGAAGACACAAUCCCCGAACCAGAGAAAUGCAGACGGGAAAAAACAACAUGGGCCACUGUGGUCACUAAAAGUUGUAGUCAAGAGAGGGAGAACAUUAGGGACUACUUGUCUAAACAGCGAGAAAAGUUUAUGCAGCAGUACUCUCUGUCAGUGAAGCAAGACACCAUCAAGAAGCUGGAGAAGGACACGGUGAUAGAGCUUCAGUUGAUCAGACAUGCUGAGAAACAUCUGGAACAGGACUCGGUCGCCUUUGAAAAGUUCAUCAAGGAAAACGACCAGAGCUCAGUGGAAGCUGUCAAGUUGGCAGAGAAAGAGACUAUGAUGAAAAUGGAGAAAACAGCAGAAAUUAAAAAAGUAACAGUACAAAUGAUGGCGAUGAAAAGCGACAUCUCAAAGUAUCAAGAAAUCCUGAAGGAGUACCAGACCUACAAAACGUUUCUCAUGGCGGUCGGACCCUUGGAGUGGCGCGAGGAACAGAAGCGCAAGAUGGAGGACAGGAGAGCAACCAAGCAGAGGGAGAGAGAUAAUACAAACAUUUUCUGUCUUCCUUCAUCGGUCAAAGACGAAAAUAAAAAAGGUCCAGCGUAUGCCAGACGCAAUUCAAGAGUCACAAAACAUUCUCAGAUAAAACAUCAAAACAAAAGUGGCAAAGUCAGCAGCAUACUUCACCACCAGGAGAGACAGGGGUCCACCAUCCCUGAGGUGCCAGAGACAGCAGAGACCUCAGACAGUGACGAGGAGCCAGAGUUCUGUUACUCCAACCCCAGGGACAUGCUGAAUUUGCUGACUGAUCUGGAGGAGCAGAACCUGUCCUACAUCCAGAACUUCCAGGAAACAGAGGAGGUCAUGGAUGAGAUCAGCAAAACCAUCCUGUUGACACAGGAAAGAAUGAACAGUGAGGCACGGAUCUUGCUGCAGCAGGUAGACAUCCUGAAGAACACCAUCCAGAGGGAGGAGGAGAAGACCUCUGAGCUGGAGCUCAAGUCCAGGAUCUUCUCCUAUGGAGAGUACAGAGCUGACAAACAGGAUGUGAUGCUCAAUGUGCUGCGCAAGAAGGUGAAGGAAGUGUACAGGGUGUGUGUGGGAGAGGUGGACUCCAAUAUCAGCACUCUUCACAUGCUGGCCAACAUCGAGAGCAGAAUGCAGGAAGUUAUGGACCGACUGGAGACGCUGCCCCCGGACAACAUUGACACCGUCCGCACCCAGAGGGAGAAGGAGAAGAGGAUCAAGAUGCGUGAGGAGAAGCUGUUGAUGAAGAAACACCACCAAGAGGAGAGACUCCGAAUGGCUCUGGAGAGAGCCACCUCUGACAGCAAGAAGAGGACGGGCAGAAGGCUGAUGCCACGAUCGGAGCCAUCAGAGAUCAAGAAGAAGGACAAGACGCACGCGUUGACCACUAGAGAGCAAGAAGACGCCUUGUACUUCUUUGCCUGAUUAUUUUAAACCAUCAGUAUUCACAGACAGUGACUGAUUUUAAAUGAGCUUUUGUAUACAGUACCAAUCAAAAGUUUGGACACGCCUACUCAUUCAAGGGUUUUUCUUAUUUAAAAAAAUAUAUAUAUAUUUUCUGAAGAC
Molecule: messenger RNA, 4178 nt
Organism: Salvelinus namaycush (lake trout)
Lineage: Eukaryota; Metazoa; Chordata; Actinopteri; Salmoniformes; Salmonidae
Product: cilia- and flagella-associated protein 100-like
Exons: 15
Coding region: 2346-4037 (563 amino acids)
Source: RefSeq, a predicted model, not a curated record